Prunus mume (Japanese apricot) is the source of this 1045-nucleotide messenger RNA. RefSeq names its product sodium/hydrogen exchanger 1-like. Gene Ontology annotation, cellular component: plasma membrane. Gene Ontology annotation, biological process: potassium ion transmembrane transport; regulation of intracellular pH; regulation of stomatal closure. The record is from RefSeq and is a predicted model, not a curated record. Lineage: Eukaryota; Viridiplantae; Streptophyta; Magnoliopsida; Rosales; Rosaceae. Gene Ontology annotation, molecular function: potassium:proton antiporter activity; sodium:proton antiporter activity.
UUCCGACGGCCGUCGUUGCCGAUCCCGGUAAGGGGAACUAGCUUGGGAUUUUGAUACGGGAUACGAACCUCAACCAGUGUAUUCGUGCUUCGUAGCUGAGGAUGUUUCGACCACCACCAAUAUGAAAAUUGAAGGUGCUACACAAAUAUUUAAGAAACUGGACAUUGGUUCGCUGGAGAUAGGGGAUUAUCUUGCAAUUGGUGCAAUAUUUGCUGCAACAGAUUCUGUAUGCACGUUGCAGGUGCUCAAUCAGGAUGAGACACCUUUACUCUAUAGUCUUGUAUUUGGGGAGGGUGUUGUUAACGAUGCUACAUCUGUGGUGCUUUUCAAUGCUAUCCAGAGCUUUGAUCUCACUCACAUUGAUUCCAGAAUUGCUUUGCAUUUUAUGGGCAACUUCUUAUAUUUGUUUUUCACAAGCACCAUGCUAGGAGUGUUUGCAGGGCUGCUCAGUGCUUACAUUAUUAAAAAGCUUUAUUUUGGCAGGCACUCUACAGAUCGCGAGGUUGCUCUUAUGAUGCUCAUGGCAUACCUGUCAUAUAUACUGGCUGAAGUAAGCUUCUCCUCUACUCUGGGCAGAUGAUGACCAAUCCUUUGCUGAGGAGGAUUCUCACUUUUCUGGUGAGCGGUACUUUCAAGCGAAAAAUGUUGAACCAAUUGUAACAUCAGAUGAUCCUAUAGGACUAACAGUGACUGAAUUGUAUGCGAGGAGUGAUGAGAAUGAUUUAAUAGCUCAAUAUGAUGGACAGUUGAUGUACAUCACAGCAAGGCAGUUGAACACCAAGAUCAGUGAGGAGAUAGCAAAGCCAGUUGAGCUCGGCAGCUGCAUUAGCUACUGACCUGUACUCAGCUUCAGUGGAAGACCUUGCAACAGAUUUUUGCUUUUUAGAACUCCAGGAGACGGGAUUACACCCAAGAUAGAUGACAUAAGCACUGGUGGAUGAAAAAUCAUUCUUGUCACCUGCCCAGUCUGCGUCUGAAUAGGCGUGGAGAUUUAAUGGGGACUGAGACCUUUAGCUAAUUAGGAUAGAGUUAUUUCUUCAAUUGU